UGACAUCCUUCCUGUUUCCCACCGACGAGGGCCCACGCCCUUUCCUUCUACGCUCCCAUUACAUCCCUCUCCUCCUUUUCGUCGUCCACAUUCUGUUCGACGUACGCGGCGGUCUGCAACCCCCUUCACCUGACGCCUCCUCGCUGGCAGACCUCUGAUCUUCGGAAUCAUGGCAGACCGUCUCUCGCAGUACUCGAUGAUGGCCAAUUUCAACCCCUCUAUGCUUCAGCCACAUCAGAUGCAGCAGCAGACGUCUCAGCAGCAGCACCAGGACAACCACCAGGCAAUGCCGCCGUUCCCAGAGCAGUCUCAUCUCUGGAACCAGAUGCAGCAUCUGCAGAACCAAUUCCGACCGAAUAAUGGGACGGAUGUGAACAGUCCGCAAAUUAAUCAGCAGAUGGCUGAUUUACUUCGGAGUCAGAACAUGGCUGCCCGUGCUCAUGGACAACAACAGCAGCCUUUUUCGCUAGGAGUUCCUCAAAUUGGCACGGGUCCGAGUGGCGGCGCAUCUCAGCAGCCGCCCUUCCAUGAUCCGCCUUCUCAGCGGCCGUCUAUUGGGUUUUCCAAUGUGGUCGGCGGUGGUAGCCUGCAAGCCCCCCUUUCUCAGAAUUCCAUGCAGGCCAGAAACGCCAUGAUGCAGGCCAUUACGGGCAACCAGAACCAUAACAGGCAACUCGAGCUCAUCGGUAUGGCUGCCAACCAGCAGAAUCAGAAUGGUCCCAUGUCAUUUAAUUCCCGUUUAAAUACUCAGCAGCGACCCCAGCAACCCCAGCAGCAACAGCAGCAGCAGCAUCAGUCGGUUAACCAGCUUGGCCAGAGUGACAUAUUCUCUCCUGCGAUGAGCACCAACGAUGCUCUGCGGCGAGCGUCUCCGGCCAACCCGUCAACCCAGAUGGGCGGGCGGCCCCACCAGUUCACUAUGGGUCCCAAUGGCGUACCACGUCCUCAGUUCACCCUUGACGUUCAAAACCGUAUUAUGACACUGCAAAGCAUGAUCAGCAGUGGCGAGAACAGCCUUCGUCAUCUGCAGAACAACCAUGCGGGAAUGCCUGAUGCGGCUUUCAUCAGCCAGGUUAAAACGCAACAAACUGAUAUCUCUAAGGCCAAAGAGAUGCUAGGAAGAGUUGUACUCAUGGCGAAUAAUAAUAAUAUGCAUAACAUGAAUACAGCGAACCAACAAUCUCACCCCCCGUCGCAACCACAAUGGAUGCAACCGCAGGUCUCCUCAUUCGGGAAUGGCCAACCUUCCCAUCAACCCCAACCGUCGAAUCUCCAGCCUAGCCCUUCUCAACACCACCCCCAGCCGCCACCUCAAAAUCACAGCAUGCCGCAAAUCAUCCCUUCUAACCGCUCUGUGUCUACCUCGCAGCCAACUCCAUCGCAAAUUUCUUUGAACGGUACUCAGUUUCCUUUCGGGAUGAACACUAGUGCUGGAGGUGGCCAGCCAGGCGUUUCCAACGGAAUGUCGAACUCGUUUGGCCUUGCACAUCCGCCGCCUUUGGAGAAGCCUAGAUUUGAGACCACAUACAUGAAUUAUCUGAACUCUAAGGGUUUGAAUCGCGACAUUAGAGCCCUUGCGACGAUCGAAAAUAGGUCGGUGGAUAUUCAUGCGCUUCAUACACACGUUAUGCAGGAGGGCGGUGCAGCUAAGGUCUCUCAGAAAGAACUUUGGGCUGCUAUUGCUGCCCGCUUGGGUUACGUUCAGUUUCCCGGUAGCGAGACGGAACCUGCGAAGUCGGGGCCAGUCACUGCUCAUCAAUUGGAGCAAAUAUACAAGGACCAUCUUGCGCACUUCGAUACGGUUUACGUCACUACCGUCCUAGAUUCGAGGCGCAAGCAGCAGGCUAGCAUGGCGGCUCAGCAGCUUGCGAACCCUGCGAACCUUACGAAACCGAUGAAUGCCGCGCAAAUGCAAAUGGUCAUGGCGUACGCCGAACUUUCUCCAGCAGAAUUGCGAGCGAAAGGCGUCCAAGAGCAUGUUAUUCAGUUUAUCGAGAAUAAUCGCGCACAGAUACAACGCACGGCUGCGGAACAAAAUAUGUUCCGUGGCAACUUACGCGGCGCACCUACGAACCAGCCCGUGCAGCAGCUGUCAGAAGGAAUGGGAAGGGUGGCGAAUAACAGACAAUUUACUACUACGCCAUCACAGAACCCUGCAGCUAAUCCUCUGGGGACGCCCCCUCCACAGUUUAUGCCAAACACGCCUUUGCAAAACGGUGCAGCGGAUGGGAGCAACAUAAUGGAGCAUCGACCCCAUCUUCCUUCGAAUAACAUUAUUUCGCAGUUCAUGCGAGGAAAUCAAGACCAGUUAACGCGAAUUUCUAACAUGUUGUCGCAGGUGAAGCAUGACUUUCUUGCCAAUCGUAUGGCUGCUCUUGGUACGGUCAGAGUUCUUCCUGAAGAGAGGAUGGCCUACAAUGCUGUGGUUGAGCAGCUGCAUCGAGCAACUUUAGAGCUGGAGAGUCAGCUCCCUGUGCUAUAUCUGUUUGCGAAUGGUAAGAACGACGUGUGGGUCAAGAGGCUGGCUGUGAUAGCUGUGACUGUCCAACAGCAGCGCAAUUUUCUGUCUGCUACCAAUCCACGAUUCAUUGUAAAUCUGGAUAAUCUUCGUCUGAUGCUCAGUGAAGUUCAGAAAGGCCAUGAAAGAUUCAAUGCUAUGGCUCAGAUGAUCAUCGCCCAGCAGCAUCAACAGCAACAGCAGCAGCAUCAGCAUCAACAGCAGCAUCAACAGCAACAGCAACAGCAACAGCAUCAACAGCAGCAGCCUCCGCUGCCACCAAGCGGAAGUAUCGUCAACGGCCCUUCUGCUCCUGGUAUGAGCAUGCCGUCUCGUCCAGUGGUUUCCCAACAGCCGAACGCCGGUCCCAUACAUCCCGGUCAACAAGUCCAUCAGCCACAGUCGCAACAUCAUUCCAAUGUUCCGUCAACCAUUAAUCGACCGCCAACGGCCGCGCCACCUACUCCAUCUUUACCUAUGAAGAAGAAACCGAUACAACCCGUAUCAUCCAGUCCUGCUGGAGCGACGGUUGCAUCUCCCACUCCUCCGCCUGUUCCAGCUGCCUCCACGCCUACCCCAAAUGCAUCGACACCCUCAGCCACGAACUCUAUCAGUAUCACCUCUUCCCCCAAAUCUCCCAAAGUCAAGGCACCCAAUAAACCUGGCAAGGUUUCCAAGCGCAGGAUCUCGAAGGCAUCGUCUACUCCAACUAUUGAGCCCGCGCAAACUCCUAAUCCCACGCUAAUCAAUGGAGUUAAGCGACCACGAGAAGAAGAGACACUUGCCCUAGCAUCUACGCCAAGUGGGGCAAGUGGAUCUGGUAUAGCCGCGACGCCGCCGUCAGGACCAUCCAUAUCUGCGGCAAGCGAGCCGUCACCGCCGAAGAAGGCGAAGACGGACUGGGAGGGACCUCCUAACGAUGCGUUGAAGAAGCGGGAGGAAACCAUCGAGAACAUUCAAACGGAAGAAGAUGCGAGUCAAUUCUUGGAGCGGAUGACGGAGCUAAUCAAGAUGGCAGGCGAGGGACAAGAGUCGACGUUGCCUUCUGAUAUAUUAGAGACCUUGGACAUGAUUUUGAAGGGUUACAGUGCGGCACCUGAUGGAAGCGAUGGGACGUCAGUUGGAGAAGGGAGCAGUACCGGUGAGCGUGUGCCGACGCCAUCCAUAGCUGGUGCAGAUGAGUUUGUCGAAUUUUUCGACUUUUCUUUGUUCGAGACGGAGGCCGUUGACGAUGAUGAAGGGUCGAAGGCGCCUACACCAGACCUUGUGCCGUCAUCAGCGAACCCCAGUCCGGAAUCUGGCUCGGAAGCGGAUGCAGCGCAUCAGGCGCUGACAUUUUCUGAUUUUAAAACGGAGGAACCGUCGGAUCCACUUCGGUUAGGCAUAUUUAAAGAGGUGGAUGGAGGAGAGUCAGCCUAUUUCCAGUCGACAGAGUGGAAAUGGGAUAGUCCUAUGACUACACUGGAACAGCCAUGGGCUAUCUUCACCUCAUCAUAGCACGGGGAUAGUUUCUAGUCGUUUGUUUAACGUUUUUUUAUAUCUUUGGAUUUGUCGUGCGUGUUUAAUUCCCAUUCGUACCUGUUUACAUUAUCUUAUGGUUCUGUCAUUCCUUGGAGUUAUUUCAUUUCUAUUUUUUCAGCGAUUUCUGUUGUCGUUACUACUGGUUCUCUUGAAUAUCUCACCCCAUCCUGCUCUGUGUAUUGCUACGUGUUGUUUUACUCGCUAUCGAUUUCUUGUCGACUGCCCGUGCUUGUCAUUAAAUAUAUAUAUUGGUCGGGAUUGGCUACAGAUGUAAACUAAUGGACUAUGGCUACAGUUAGAGAAUAAAAGUAAAACCAUGUACAAUCACUUGUGCAUUAAUGAACGUGGAUCUUUGCUGG
Molecule: messenger RNA, 4377 nt
Organism: Guyanagaster necrorhizus
Lineage: Eukaryota; Fungi; Basidiomycota; Agaricomycetes; Agaricales; Physalacriaceae
Exons: 6
Coding region: 170-3994 (1274 amino acids)
Molecular function (GO): DNA binding
Source: RefSeq, a predicted model, not a curated record